Cornus florida is the source of this 966-nucleotide messenger RNA. RefSeq lists its product as uncharacterized. The transcript is spliced from 2 exons. Lineage: Eukaryota; Viridiplantae; Streptophyta; Magnoliopsida; Cornales; Cornaceae. The coding region runs from base 1 to 966 and encodes 321 amino acids. The record is from RefSeq and is a predicted model, not a curated record.
AUGGUCAUUCCAAUAGCGGUUGGGGGGCAACUUUUUCCAAGGGAGCCACUUCUUGACCAAGGAGGAAGGAACCGUGGCAGGAACAACUAUGCAGAUGCCAACCCCUUGCUUAUGGCAGGUGGGGGGCAUCAAGUGGCCAAUCAAUCUCAAGGUUGGCCAGACAACAACCCUCCACUACCUAUGGCACUUAACAGAGGCCAAUUUGCAGAAUUCCUUCAGUCGGAAUUUGGCCUAACUCGAAGGGGUGGAAGGCCAACUUACAGAAAGCCCUAUCCAGAGUUCAUUGAUGAAGUUGAAUUUCCAAGGAAUUUCAGAAUUCCAGAGUUUGCAACGUUUAAUGGAGAGGGCGAACAGUAUACUUUGGAACAUAUCAGUCGGUUCACUGUCCAAUGUGGAGAAGCAGCAGCCAAUCCAUGGCUGAAGGUACGCUUAUUUCCAAAUACACUGACUGGAGCUGAGCUUGAAAUGUCCAUGACAGACCUUUUUAGACUUCAUCAAUUACCUGAAGAGUCUGUGAUGAGCUUCCUUUCCAGAUUCAGGUGGGCCAAGUUCAAAUGUAAUUUGUCUUUGCCGCCGGAAGAAUAUAUGAAGAUGGCUGUGAAUGGCCUAGAAUUUGAACUUCGCAAGAAGUUUAAAGGUGUACAGUUCCAUGACUUGUUUGACUUGGCUGGCAAAGUGGCAAAGUAUGAAGAGCUCCUUCGUGAGGAGCAAGAUAGGAAGAACUCUUCCAAGGGCACCUACUAUCGUGAUCCUAAAUAUGAGGUGUAUACCACUGAAACUGAAGGGGAGUUUGAAGUCAACGUAGCCGAGCUCAACAUAAAGAAGGCUUACACUUGUGAGGCCUUGACAAAACCGAAAUCAGCCACGGCUAACUUGCAGGCCGUUUCUGGUUCCAAGUGGAAGGGGGCAGAUUCUUCCAGAAGUUACUCUUUUGACAUUUCUAAAGCCGAGCUGACAAGCAAUUGA